AAAAUGGGUCAGAAGCUCCAUAGGCGGCGAAGGGAGCUGAGAAGUGAGUGUCAACAAUCCAUUUAUUAAAGCUUCAAACCCGCAACGAUCGGCGUCCAUCAGUCCUGAAAUGAGUUAGCCACUUUGACUUUUACACUCCCAGAUUUCCAUAAAUUCAACUCUCAAACCCAAUCCCUGAUCAACCCUUUCUUCAACCUCUCCAUUUGGUCUUCAUUUUCCACCAUUCUUUCUUCUUGCUCACAUCACCAUCUCUCUCUCUCCCCCUUCUAAUUUUCAAGCAUUUGGUGGGGUUUUGUCGGCAUCUUUUGAAUGCUUCUUUCUGUCUGUACCUAAUGUUUGCUCCAAAUCGAGCAUCUUUUUCUUAGAACACCAAAGGGUUUUUGGUUUAUCAUACCAUGUCCAUCUCGAGCAAAUCCGACGGUAUGGCCUCUCCCUCUUUCCAUGAUUUGAAGAAGCAAGCUUCUUUCUUUUUCAAGGAGAAGAUCAAGACUGCUAGAUUAGCCCUCACAGAUGUCACCUCUGCUGAACUAUUGACUGAAGAAGCUAUCAGUGGAAACCCAGAUGCUAGAACUUUGAGUUCAAUUUCCAAGGCAGCUUUUGAGGUCGAUGACUAUUGGAGAAUUGUAGCUAUUCUCCAUAAAAGAUUGCAGAAAUUUGAAAAGAAGAAUUGGAGACUUUGCUACAACUCUCUCAUCAUUCUUGAACAUCUCUUGACUCAUGGACCAGAGAGUGUAGCAGAGGAGUUUCAGAGUGACAAACAUGUUAUUUCCCAAAUGGGAACUUUCCAAUAUGUUGAUGAAAAGGGGUUCAAUUGGGGCAUUUCAGUUAGAAACAAAUCAGAGAGGAUGUUGAACCUUCUUGAAAAAAGGUCUUUUCUCAAAGAGGAGAGGGACAAGGCUAGGAAGUUGACACGGGGGAUUCUUGGAUUUGGAAGCUUUUCUUCCAGAUCAAAGUCUCAAGGAGUUCUGGAAGAUUGUUCUUCAUCCAUUGCAAGAUAUGGAAAGUGCAAUUCAAACUUCAACAGUUCUGAUAAUCUUAACCAAGAACAUCAGGCUUUGUCAGAUCAAAAGACAGCAAACCCACAAGGAAACCAACAAGCUUAUGUAGUAGAUAGCCAUGGGAUCGAGAAGCCUGAAACUCGAGAAAGUGUCAAAGAGAACUUGGUUCCAAACAAGGAAGGGUCCAAUAGAUGGGAUAAUGGCGUGCUCGAGUCCAACCCGCUUUUGAGUGGUAAGGAGUUUAAAGAUGGAGUUUCACCUGAUGAGUAUCAUCCUUUCAUUGAUGAACCUGAAUCGAAUGCCUCGUUGCUUUCGAGAUAGGGAUAGGUUUCGAGUUCCAUCACAAUCCUAUGUCUUAUGUACAAAUGAACAUGAUACCUCAGAGAGUAAAUUUUCUGAAGAAUCUCUGGUAGUGUUUGGUUUUGUCUGCCUUGCAGAGUUUAAUAAGAAAGCCAAAAGUUUCUCAUUUA
Messenger RNA from Cucurbita pepo subsp. pepo (vegetable marrow), 1468 nucleotides. RefSeq names its product ENTH/VHS family protein. Gene Ontology annotation, biological process: endocytosis. NCBI's taxonomy places the organism in Eukaryota, Viridiplantae, Streptophyta, Magnoliopsida, Cucurbitales, Cucurbitaceae. Gene Ontology annotation, cellular component: endosome; clathrin vesicle coat; plasma membrane. The record is from RefSeq and is a predicted model, not a curated record. Gene Ontology annotation, molecular function: clathrin binding; phospholipid binding.